AUGUUGAAGAUAUGGAGCAUGAAGCAGCAACAGCAAAAGAACGAAGCUGCCGCCGGUCCCGCAGCGAAGAAGAAGAAGGUGACGGCAGCACAACUGCGAGUACAGAAAGAUCUCAGCGAACUCGCACUCCCGCAAACCAUGAAAACCGUCUUCCCCAACCCCGACGACAUCCUCAACUUCACCCUGCACCUCACUCCGGACGAAGGCCUCUACAAGUCCGGCUCCUUCAGCUUCACCUUCGCCAUCAGUCAAAACUUCCCCCACGAGCCACCCAAAGUGAAAUGCCAGCAGAAGAUCUACCACCCCAACAUCGACCUCGAAGGGAACAUCUGCCUAAAUAUCCUACGCGAGGACUGGAAACCAGUGUUGAAUCUGAACGCGGUGGUGGUGGGCUUGCAGUUCUUGUUUCUGGAGCCGAAUGCGAGUGAUCCAUUGAACAAGGAGGCGGCAGCGGAUUUGCAAGGCGAUCGCGAUCGUUUCAAGAGGAAUGUCAGGAGUUCUAUGCAGGGCGGGAGUGUGAAAGGCGAGUCUUUUGACAAGGUUGUGAAGUAG
This is a messenger RNA of Recurvomyces mirabilis, 552 nucleotides long. It is a transcript of the gene UBC12, whose product is annotated as NEDD8-conjugating protein ubc12. NCBI's taxonomy places the organism in Eukaryota, Fungi, Ascomycota, Dothideomycetes, Mycosphaerellales, Teratosphaeriaceae. Bases 1 to 552 code for a protein of 183 amino acids. The record is from RefSeq and is a predicted model, not a curated record. The transcript is spliced from 2 exons.